Lathyrus sativus (Indian pea) is the source of this 267-nucleotide messenger RNA. NCBI's taxonomy places the organism in Eukaryota, Viridiplantae, Streptophyta, Magnoliopsida, Fabales, Fabaceae. The record is from the annotation of a GenBank genome assembly.
AUGGGAGGAAACAACAAUUAUAGAAAAUCAAAGUCAUCAUGGUCUGUUUUCAACAUUUUCAAAUCUAGCAGUAACAAACAAAGAGACGGAGGAUACUAUGAUCAUGCCGCUUAUGCUAACAAAGUUUGGCCAAGUGAUGAAGAUAGAGGUAAUUGGGGCGUAGCCGAUCCUGUCAUUGACAUGAGAGCUACAGCUUUUAUUGCGCAGUACAAAAAACGAAUUUCUGACUCUGAAAUUCAUCACUGUCAAGUUCAUCCUGACCAAUAG